Molecule: messenger RNA, 1181 nt
Organism: Vigna angularis (adzuki bean)
Lineage: Eukaryota; Viridiplantae; Streptophyta; Magnoliopsida; Fabales; Fabaceae
Exons: 6
Coding region: 22-1101 (359 amino acids)
Source: RefSeq, a predicted model, not a curated record
GUAAUUGACAAUCUUGAGAAAAUGAUCAAUUCAUUUCUUCUUGUGUGUUUUGUGAUAAGUGGUGUUAGCAUACCAGUUCAUAGUUUUCAAGAUACACUCAAAGAAGAUUUUCAAGAUACACUCAAAGAAGAUUUGGAACUUGAAAGACAACUAAAGCUAAUCAAUAAGCCUCCUAUCAAAACUAUUCAUAGAAAACCUAGUUUUCAAAAAUCAAGUACGAAGAAUUUAGGAAAAAAACCUAAUUUUAAACUUGAAAGAGUCAAAUGUCCUACAGGGUUUAUUCCUGUUCGGAGAACAACAAAAGAAGAUCUUAUUCGAGAAAAAAAAUUAUUAAAUAAGAGUAUUCUUGUUCAAGGCGCUCCUAGUGUUCAUCUUGCAGAAUUAGCUCUUUCAUCGAAAUUUAGUCCAUACUAUGGUGUUGAAGGAAGAAAUAGCGUUUAUAAUCCACGAGUCACUAAAGGUCAAAUGUCUCUUUCUCAUGUGUGGGUUCAAAAUGGACCCAACAAUAAAAUCAGUCUUGGAUGGCAAGUAAGUCAAGAUUUGUACGGUGACAAUAAAACUCAUUUAUACGCAUCAUGGACGAGAGACAACUUUCACAAGACAGGAUGUUACAAUGUUCGAUGUCCAGGUAUCGUUCACACUAAUUCCGAAAUUUAUCUUGGUCAACAUGUCGGAGCUACAUCUUCUUAUGGUGGACCAAUUUUUGAUUUUGACAAUUAUAUUAGCAUGCACGCAGUAACCAAAGACUGGUGGAUUCAAGCAAAUGGUGAAGAUAUCGGAUAUUAUCCUGCAAAGUUAUUUUCUAACUUGACUUCGGCAGAUAAAGUAGGGUGGGGUGGAAGAACAUUGACUCCUCACGGUUCUCACAGCCCUCCAAUGGGAGCUGGACAUUUUCCAGAUAAUGACCUUUAUCAUUCAAGUUACUUCAGAACUAUUUCCUUUGAAAAUGCAAUUAGAAUAAAGAAUGGACCGGAAAUAUAUCAAACAGAAAAGUACGUCGACAAACCUAAUUGUUUUGGCCUUAAGUACUACGGCAAUCUUCAUGGCAUUGCUGGAUAUAUGGUCCAAUUUGGAGGACCUGGUGGCAUGUGUGAUGAUUGAUUAGUCUAUUUUAGUUAUUUAUGAACUUCAAAAAUAAAUAUAGUUACUAUCAUUAUUAUUAAUAAUUUCCUUUUCUACCA